Messenger RNA from Plasmodium gonderi, 876 nucleotides. Its product is annotated as long chain polyunsaturated fatty acid elongation enzyme. NCBI's taxonomy places the organism in Eukaryota, Apicomplexa, Aconoidasida, Haemosporida, Plasmodiidae. Gene Ontology annotation, molecular function: fatty acid elongase activity. The transcript is spliced from 5 exons. The coding region runs from base 1 to 876 and encodes 291 amino acids. Gene Ontology annotation, biological process: very long-chain fatty acid biosynthetic process; fatty acid elongation, monounsaturated fatty acid; fatty acid elongation, saturated fatty acid. Gene Ontology annotation, cellular component: endoplasmic reticulum membrane. The record is from RefSeq and is a predicted model, not a curated record.
AUGGCCUUCAAUAUACCAUUAUUAAACAAUUUUGGAGAAAAUGUUUUGAAAUUUUUCAAUCCCAAGCUGAAAUAUGGAAGAAGAAUAACGAAGAACUGGUUUUUAAUGAAUCCUACUCAUUUUUUUAUGGCCUUUCUUUUUUACAUUCUGUUCGUUUUGGCCACAUAUGCAUAUAAUGCCUACUAUGCUGCAAAAUUAAAAACAGAUAAAAGUUUAUCAAAAAUUAAAUCUUCUUCAAGCUCCAAAUCGAAGAAUUCUCGUUGUGAUUUGAUCCUAGGAAAAGCAAUCCCACUCUACAAUUUACUACAAGUUCUUCUGAGUCUAGUUAUCACCAUAUUAACAAUAUUUGAAGCACGAAAGAGAAAAUUUUCUGUACUUCACAAUUAUGCCGAUUUUUCCAAGACGAACAUUGCUCUUUGUUGCUGGCUCUUUUAUUUGAACAAGUUAUUUGAUUUUAUGGACACCAUUUUAAUUGUUCUGAGAAAGAAAUGGAAUCAGUUCACCUUUUUACACGUAUAUCACCACAUAUCGGUUUUCCUAAUCAUGUGGAUUAACACCAGCGUUGGAUAUGAUGGAGACAUAUACUAUGUUAUAACUGUCAACUCCAUUGUACAUUUCAUCAUGUACUUAUACUACUUCCUUGCAAGCAUGAAAUUUAACGUGCCUGUAUUUGCAAAGGCCUGUGUGACAUAUAUCCAAAUGAUACAAUUUGUCUCCAUAAUUCUCCCAGCAUUUUGCGUUUUGUUUUUAAAAUACAACACCACGUAUCCCAUAAGACUUAUAGGAUUGAGCUUCUACUAUUGUAUCUCAUUGUUGAUUUUGUUUGUACAUUUUACCUACAAUACUUAUAUACGACCGAAAAAAAAAGUCGCUUAA